CCGACCGGUCGCCUAUUGUCGACCUCGCUAUGACUUGUGUUGAUUACCGGUCGCCUGGAGAACGCGCGAACCAGCCAACGGUCCUUCUGGAGGACGGAAUCUGAUCUGGUCUGAUCGGGGAGGGGUGUUGGGGAGGGAAGUACUCGGCCACGUUGACGCCUGGAGCACGAGUUUCUCGAACUGUGAAAGAAAUGGCGAUGGCGGCGGCCGCUGUGCGAGCGGCCCCAGCAGCAGCCGUUGCCACGUCUGCGUCCUCUCGGUGGUUGGUGUCAGGUAAGAAGGGGGACAAUUCCGGCGAUGGCUGCGUGCAUCGGCACAGUGAGGGCGGAGGAUUUCAGAUAACGAAGGCUGUGCUUCCGCCACGUGGCAUGCGGAUAGGACUGAUGGAUGUCGCGAGGGCAGGGCGCGUCUCAGCAGCAUCGAGUAGCUGCUCCUACUGGCGAAGGGUUUUUUUGAGCACUUCGUUGCUGCAGAGACCGCACAGACUGCAAGGGGGCCACUUGUCUUGUGGGCGGGUAUCAUGUGCCAUGGACGCUUCAGCAUCAGUUGGAGGCGGCGAGGCAGGUGGAGGGGAGUUAGAUGAAGAGAAUUGGCCCACGGGGCCUCCACCUGUGUUUGAUCGCAUGCAUAUAAGGGAUCCCUACAAGAGGCUGGGCAUCAGCUCAGAUGCAUCAAACGAGGAGAUUCAGGAAGCGAGGAACUAUCUUGUGCAGCAAUACAAGCGGCAUGAGAAGAGUGUGGAGAGCAUUGAAGCUGCCUUUGACAAGAUCAUCAUGGAGAAGUUUAAGCAGCGGAAGAAGUCAAAGAUCAACCUCAAAGCAAACCUGAAGAAGAAAGUGGAGGAGCAGGGGAAUCUUCUUCGCCAAUUUGCAGACAUGUGGGAGGUUCCCGCUUUGGACUUCAUUCUCAAGAGACUCUUUGUGUUCGUCAUGCUUGGUGCAUGGACUGCUGCAGCAGCUGCUGCAGAAACGGCCCCCGUCUUUCAGGUUGUUGUUACGCUUGCUGUGUGUGUUUACCUCUUGAACGAGAAGGUUAAAAGCCUAGGGAGAUCGUUCUUAUUAGGGGCCUCGAGGCCGAUCCGUGGCCUGUGGGUGGCCCCACCUUAGCCAACGACAUAGGCAUAUUUGAGCGGGUUAUUGCAUUCCUUCUAGCCCAGUUUCCGA
Molecule: messenger RNA, 1163 nt
Organism: Chara braunii
Lineage: Eukaryota; Viridiplantae; Streptophyta; Charophyceae; Charales; Characeae
Source: the annotation of a GenBank genome assembly